AUGCGGAAGAAAAAGAAAAGUGUACUGAAAGAGACGUGCAUGGAAGGUCAUCUAGACUAUCCAAGUGGAAUUGAUCUACAUAAUAUAAUUGAAACUUUUGAUAUCAAUCUAUCAGUAUGUUUUAAUGGUGAUCCCAUCACUCUUGCCCAAUGGUAUAAGACCUUAUGUAUGGCAAAGGAGAAUCUCUACGAGCAACUGAAGCUGCUUCAAUUCUUUCGUGCCAAGUGUAAGUUGCUGGAAUCCAAUGUAGACCUUAACCUAGUUUCUGCCAUUUGGCAACUGAUUUUUCGACUCAGUGUAACUGUCGGUACACAACCUUUACAUAAAAAUCUGAAAUUGAUUCUAGUUGUGUUGACAAGGGAUGAAAAUGUUGCACGAAUGUUGCGCAACCUUGCCACCAUGGAAUUACAAUUGUUUCUUGAUACAUUAUGGAUGGAAUCAGAAAGACUGCCGAAUCAGACACCCGACCAUCGUGUGAUGCUACUGGAUCGGAUGUUACAUGUGAUUGAAUUACCAUUUGUAGCACGUCUUUUAGUUGAAAAUCCCAUUAAUGAAGUGGAAAAUGGUAAUCUCAAGCAUUUGGUGCAGUUUCUAACGUUUUGUGCGGAUCAAUUCGAGGCUCUAGGAGCGUCUAUUGUGAUGUAUCAUGACGUGAAUCAGAAUCUGAAGAAUUCGAAGCAUCAGAUACAAGAAGAGAUCAAGACAAGUCAAGUGGCAUCUACAAACGUCGUGUUACUAGCAUCAGAACGCUGUGGUCAUGCUCUUAAGAGUGUAAUUAUAUUGACAACAAUGAAGAAAAUACUCGACAAUCGUUUGGUGCAAUGCCAUGAAGUAACGACGAGUUUGGAGACUUUGACGGACGCGUUUUUUCGUAUUAUGGAACACUGUGUGUUGUUACUACAGACGAGUGUGAUACACAAGGAUCUAUUGACACAAGCAGGACUAGCCUAUUGUCUCGUGCUUCGGGCAUUGCUACGACUACAGUUGAUUCCGUUGGAAGAUUCUUACGAAAUGGCUACAAAAUUAUUGCUCCAGACAGCUUAUCCGAAGCGGAAUAUCAUUGGUUUGGACUCGUGUGCUAAUACAAAGUUACGAACACAUAUUGAAAAGGAUGUAGAGAGCUUUGGUGAUUUGUCGAGACUUGCGGUUUGUCGUGGCUUACUGAAUAGUCUUGCGGACGAUGAUCUUACAAAGUUUGGGCUGGAAGAGGCUGACACGAAUGCAGAACAGAGCGUGCUAAACACCAUCUUUACCGGUGUUCAGCAGUUUUAUGAUCACGAGUCGUACAACACACGUUUGUAUGCGUUUCAGGUGUUAGAGGCGUUUCUCCGCCGUGCAGUGCUGAUCAUGCAAAAACAAAAGAAACAAGUGUCCGUUGCAUCUGGUAGUUCUUGUGUUGUAUUGGCGGACGAUACGCUUACUAACCUAACUACUGCCGUAUUGUUAAACUGGGAGCAUCCAUCAAAGAAAGUGAACCAGUUUAUGGCCACGGUGUUUGCUCAUAUUGUACACUACUUUGUGCUUUCUGGCGGAUUUCAAAAAUGGAGUGAAGCGAUUUUGAAGCGAUUGGUAGAGCUACCGCCCACUAGCCGUGCAAAGUACGGAUCAUUGACGCUAUUAGUUGGAGAAGUUGGUGCAAAGCCUGUUUUACAGGCAAGUCCACCGUUGUUGUCGUCACUGCUUUUAGCAGUUGGUCAAAAGGACUAUGCUGCUCCGGCAGCUGCAAACUUGUUUGCUCGGAUUCUUGAUGAUCUUAGUGUGGGAAACGGUAAGACACGAAAGUCAAAGCACGAUUGCGAGACUGUGGUUGCGUGGCGACAACUCUGGCUUCCGGAUGUAGUUUGCAUGCUUUUAUCACGCGACGCAAAUUUUCGCUCACGGAUUGCUAUCUAUGUGAUCCCGCUGUUGCUGAAGAAAGACCCUGACUGUGUGUCUGUCCUGAUUGAGCGUUUACAAAAAGAAGCUACAAAGGAGGAGGCCAAUAGAGAAGCUGCAGAUGCUGCGUUGUGGGCUGAACUCGAAGUGCUGAAAUUUGCACGAAAGAAAAUGGCACCUGAGAAGCUUAUUGGUGUAUCGAUGGACGAGAUUGAACGCGGCCUUCGCCACGCCAAGGGAGAAACGCGUUGUACAGCGUUUGAUGCGCUGUGUGCAUCGUUAAAAUCGACUAGUAUGCCCACAGAUGAUGAGUUACGACUGGUGAAGUGUUAUUUGGUGGUAAAUGGAAAGGAAAUUGGCCCCGCUAGUUGCAUGAACACGCUGAUUGGCCUUAAGACAGUGCUAAUUCGCAUUAAGGAGACGCUGCGUCUCGCCAGUAAAGAUUUGGCUAAACCAAGGUCUAUUUGCGAUAACGCACCUAGGCGUGAUGAAUAUGCCGCUGCAGUAUCGUUUAAGCGCUGGAUAGAGCUUUUUAUUGUCGUUUCCGUUUACCCUGGUGCGCUUCCUCAACGCUUGACGCUGGGUUUGGAGGUUUUUCUUCUGUAUGUUCAGCUCUUUGGCUUUGGAAAUGACGAGGCUGAAGGGUCCUCACGAAGCCUUUUGUUCACUGGGCAGAUGGUGACAAGCCUUCUUAACAUACUCGUUAGUUCAUGGGACUCAAUUCGGUCUUUGUCGUUCACAAUCUUGGACUUGUAUCCGAACGAGCUGCCGGGUUAUUUCACGCGAGAAAAACUCCGCAUUCUUAUAGAAUGGGCUGUUGGGCUCAGCGGUAGUCCCCGGCAGCGUGAGAGCGACGCUGGAGCAAUGUUCAUCCGGCUGCUCUUUCGAAAAUGUAGCACAGCUAUACAACGAUAUGGGUUGACUUUUCAACGUGCAUCGGGACUUCAAAGUGGUGUUAUUGAAGCUAGCAGCAGCAAUUCGGAUGUGGCUUUUGUAUUGCAGUUGACGCAAGUAAUUUUGACGCGUGUUGAAGCUCUGAGCCCAGCAGAAAUCCGAUUGGGAAAGUCUCCUCUCGUGCAUGGUUUUCUGCUGUCAUUGCAUUACGUAUUGGAAAACGUGGCCUUCGAUAAGUGUUCCAGCAGUGAAGCCGCAGACUGGUCGCGGGCUAUGAAACAAGUAUUUGCGGCAAUUCAUUGCUCCAUGUCUGCCUCUCUUGCUGUGGUCGGUGAUGCGACGUUUGGCGCUGGUGACGAAGAGCUGUCAGCUUCGUCUGCUGGCGUUGUCGGUGAGGUGAAUGCUGUGGGCAAUACAUCGAGCUCAGCAUUGCGAGUUGACUGCCGCGGCCAUUUGAUCAUUGAAAAUGGUGAUAGUGCUCUCGAAGGAGAGGAAGACAAUGGAAACGCCGAGCAACGUGCCGUCGUGGGUAGCUGGCUGGCGGCUCGCGAAUGUGGCGCAAUUUUCGAGUUACUCAUGCGUCGCGUUCCACUUCCAAGUUCCAACACUACCUCCGAUAGUGUCCCUUUCUUCACUGUUGAAAUGGCACAACGUGCAGGAGAGACAUUGCUAAACUCGUUGUUUGAGCUUAAGCAUAAGGGCGCGGUCGCUACAGCAUACAUGGCAUUUGAAGGUGUUUGUUGCGCCUUUCUUGCUCACGGUGAAGAGAAUGCAGCUCUUGGUGCCUUGCCAUCGCGAUGGGCUGAUCGCUUGUUGGAACGCUUGGAGCGAUCGGAACAGCACUUUAUUUUGCGUCGUAGCUCAGGCUUUGCUUUCAGCUUCGUGGCGAUCCUUCGUGCUGAGCCGCGCAAUUCUGCAGCUGUUAUUUUGCCAAAGGUGAUGUCGACAUUACUACGUCUUGCAGGCGAGGAUACCGACGCAGCAGAAAAGCGUGAGCCGCAUGAGGAGCACCAUUCGCUUUGGCGUGCUCGUGUGCAUGCACUGAACAUUUUAAAGCUCAUUUGCCAGGAUGGAGUACUGACAGAGGAUGUUGCUCGUUACGUUGUGGAUAUGUUUGAGCUUGCUGUGCGCGGAUUUGAUUGCGGGUCAUGGGCUGUACGCAACUCUUCGAUGAUGCUCUUUGCUGCGGCCACUCAGCGUGCCAUUGGAGACAAGCGCAUUGCUGAUGGUGGAGCCCAUCAAAAAGUUACCAGUGACGACGUGUUCUCGCGCUUUCAGCAACUCCGUGGGCUCUUGGCUCGUUACUUGACCAGAUUGCUUGAAAGUGAUAGUGAGUAUUGUGGCGCAUUAGGGGGAGCAGCUCCGCCUGGUCUUUAUCCAUUGCUUCUGUUUUUGAGUCGCCUUCGCCCUGGCGACGAAGCUGAUCAGUGCGUCGCACCUGCAUCAACUUUACCUUGCGACAAUGAAAGUGGAUUGGCGAGCUUUGUUCCGCUCGUUUUAAAAUGCGCUUCCCAGCGGACGAUGGCGAUCCGGCAUAUGGCUGCGAAGGUUUUGGCUUCUAUCAUUACCGAUGCUGAUGCUGCGCCGGUUUUGUCGAUUCUCUGCGCUAAGCUUCCUCAAGGUGUCCGAACCGUGAAGAGCCACCCCACUGAUACGAAAGCGAUAUCGCACAAUGAGGUCCACGGUAUACUCGCUCAAAUUCGGCACCUUGCAACCAAAUUUUUGGCUGUGAGAGGUGCGCGAGAGAAAUGCAUACCCAUCGCAAAUGACGCACAAGCUUUCUUCUUUGAGGUUGUUGUGACCGAAUUGCUUCCAUCAACAAAUUGGCUAUGGAUGGGAAAGAACGCGGAAUCAAUCAACGCUAUCAUUCGUGCAGAGAUGGUGGCGACAAUUGACAUUGUUUUGCAAUACUACGCUGAAAACGCUUCUGAUGUAUUUUCGACGUUGAAGUCGGGCCCGAUCACGGAAGCAUUUAUUCAAUUUGUUCAGCAGACGCAAGCUGAAGUUGAUCGCCAGUUGCAGCAGCGGUGCGAUGCCGAUUGGGCUGCUGCAGUUGUUCUGUCUACUCAGCCGGGCAUGUAUGCAUUGGAUCGUGUAUUGGUGUCAAUUUGGUUUAGCUUGUGGGCGUUGCCUGCGAGUAGUCAAUCAUUAAACUCGAUUGUGAAGAAAAUGUUAAUCUCUAACGUGCUCCAAAUUCGCAAGAAAGCUAUAAAGCAGUUUGGGAACAAGCUGAAUAUUGCGGAUUUGAGCCUGACUUCUGUUGCUGAGCUGCAGACCAUUUUGAUCGGCCAGUUCCUAGUGGAGACACACCCGAAGGUGCGCGCGCGACAAUUGCAGUUACUAAUUCGUUGCCAGCUUCAGCAAGCCAUUAGAGAAACGCAGGCUCAACGAUUGGAUUUACAAAUCCGGCUGAUGCGUACAAUGAGCAUCUCAGCAGACGCGCAAGUUUUAGCGCCAGCGUUAGAGCUGCUCGCUCUUAUGGCGUACAAUCAGCUUUGUGAACACCACACAGAGAACCCGUUGUAUCAAACUCUGUGCCAGGAAAUCGAGUUGCGGUCUGACGAAAGCCAGCCUUUGAUUCUUCGACAAGCUGCUGCUUCUGCGCUUCAUCACAGUGGUCUCCUUCUUCUGCACACGAAGCAGUACGGUAGCACUAUAAUUGCUGACCUAGCACUGACUGGCUGGAUGAGCGCACUGCGACUGCUUCAAGAUGAUAAAGGCAGUGUAAGAGCUGUCGCACGACACGCUAUACAGAAGGCCUUUGAUGCUGUUGGUAUUGCCUCUGCAAAAGGCUCGUUGUCUGAUGCAACGAUGCUGCCUCUUGCAGUAGAGUAUAUCUCUGCCUCAUUUGUUUGCACUGGACAUGGCGCAACGUCAUUGUCGAAGGCGUUGCUCCAGCUAAUCGAUGCUCCUAGCGUACUUUCAGCAUACGCUGGUGCUGCUGGCGCAAAGGCUCAAGACUGGGAUAACUUGUACCGCCGAAUUUUCGAGUUUGAAAGUAGCAACUAUUUUGCUGAGCGCGACGUGCUUGCACAAAACAUCAUAUACUCCCUAUUGGCUCGUGCAACGGAAGAUGCAGAGCCGAUUUGCCUUUUGCGCAAGCAGGUCUUGAUACUGGUUACCGUCGCGCUACAAAUUCUGAACCAGGAGGCACAGUGUUCAGACGAGGAAGGUGGACGAUGGUUGGGAGGUAUCCCUUACUACCCGGACGUGUUUGCUCCUCUGCUUGGACUUUUUACGGCGGGUGUUGCCAUCGUAACUUCGACGUCGUGUCUGCUCACUGAUGAUCUCCAGUCUCUAGCGCUUCAAAUUCGUCAGCUUGCUCAGGAAGCAUAUGAUAUUCUCAGCAACGACAAUGUCACGCAUCCUCUGCUAUUACGAGCGCUUGAAAUGCUUAACAGUACGGACCAGCAUCCACCAACACAAGAUGGGAUUGAAUCUGUGAGAGACUUGCUGUAUUUGACGCCGUACUGGACGCCUUUGGUGCCUGGUUCGACGCUUCCUUAG
This is a messenger RNA of Peronospora belbahrii, 6276 nucleotides long. The record is from the annotation of a GenBank genome assembly. Lineage: Eukaryota; Oomycota; Peronosporomycetes; Peronosporales; Peronosporaceae.